Symphalangus syndactylus (siamang) is the source of this 3029-nucleotide messenger RNA. RefSeq names its product solute carrier family 35 member F3 (gene SLC35F3). Gene Ontology annotation, cellular component: membrane. The record is from RefSeq and is a predicted model, not a curated record. Gene Ontology annotation, biological process: thiamine transport. Lineage: Eukaryota; Metazoa; Chordata; Mammalia; Primates; Hylobatidae.
CAAGCACUUCCCUUUUUAAACUUGUGCAACACUGAGGCUUAAGUUCUCAGGGUCUCCCCUCCGCAGGCGCUGGUCCUUUUAAAGGGGUCCUCAGAGAGGUGGUGGCCAGAGGAAGUCAGGACCUGGCUGGGAGGAAGAGAGGGAUGAGGGCUGCGGGACUGGGCGUCCCGGGGAGGAGGGCGGAGCAGGUGAGCUGCGGGGUGGGAGCAGGGAGUGCACUUGUACGUGACGUUGGAGUUUGCAGCAACCUCCAAGUAGGAGGCUGUGCGCGCGUGUGUGUGGAGUGGCUGCGCGGCCGGGGAGGAUGUGCGCUGCAGGGCGGCCGCCGCAGUGAGCAACGCGGCGACCGGAGCCCGGCGGGCAGCCGGGGAGGCCGGGACUGAGAGGGGCGAGCCGCUGGUGCUCCCCAGCGGCAGAGGGCCGCGUCGGCCACGGGCCCGGGAGAGACGCGCUCCAGCCGGCCCCAGGAUGUAGGCGAUCGGCGGCAGCGCUCCAGCAGGCGGCCGGCUCAUCAUGAAGAAGCACUCGGCCCGGGUGGCCCCGCUCAGCGCCUGCAACAGUCCGGUCCUGACCCUCACCAAAGUGGAAGGGGAGGAGCGCCCCCGGGACUCCCCGGGCCCGGCGGAGGCCCAGGCACCGGCCGGGGUGGAGGCCGGUGGGAGAGCGAGCCGCCGCUGCUGGACGUGCUCCCGGGCGCAGCUCAAGAAGAUCUUCUGGGGCGUGGCGGUCGUGCUGUGCGUGUGCUCCUCGUGGGCGGGCUCCACGCAGCUCGCCAAGCUGACUUUCAGGAAGUUCGACGCGCCCUUCACCCUCACGUGGUUUGCCACCAACUGGAACUUUUUAUUCUUCCCGUUGUACUACGUGGGGCACGUCUGCAAGUCCACAGAGAAGCAGUCUGUGAAGCAGCGAUACAGGGAAUGCUGUCGAUUUUUUGGAGACAAUGGCUUGACUUUGAAGGUGUUUUUUACCAAGGCAGCACCCUUUGGUGUUCUUUGGACACUCACAAACUACCUGUACUUACAUGCAAUAAAGAAAAUAAACACUACGGAUGUCUCCGUGUUGUUCUGCUGCAACAAAGCUUUUGUGUUCUUGCUCUCAUGGAUCGUUCUCAGGGACAGAUUCAUGGGAGUGAGGAUUGUGGCCGCCAUCCUCGCCAUCGCUGGCAUUGUGAUGAUGACCUACGCUGAUGGCUUCCACAGCCACUCCGUCAUCGGCAUCGCACUGGUGGUGGCCUCAGCAUCCAUGUCUGCCCUCUACAAGGUUUUGUUCAAGCUCCUCCUGGGCAGUGCUAAGUUUGGAGAAGCCGCCUUAUUUUUGUCCAUCUUGGGUGUGUUUAACAUCCUCUUCAUCACCUGCAUUCCUAUUAUCCUCUACUUUACCAAAGUGGAAUACUGGAGCUCUUUUGAUGACAUUCCAUGGGGAAACCUUUGUGGAUUUUCAGUUCUUUUAUUGACAUUCAAUAUUGUAUUAAAUUUUGGAAUCGCCGUUACAUAUCCCACUCUGAUGUCUCUUGGAAUCGUCCUCAGCGUACCUGUGAAUGCAGUGAUUGAUCACUACACCAGUCAGAUCGUCUUCAAUGGGGUCCGGGUCAUCGCCAUCAUCAUCAUCGGCCUGGGUUUUCUCCUCCUGCUCCUGCCAGAGGAGUGGGAUGCCUGGUUGAUCAAGCUGCUCACCCGACUCAAAGUGAGGAAGAAGGAGGAGCCUGCAGAGGGCGCUGCUGACCUGAGCUCAGGACCUCAGAGCAAGAACAGAAGAGCCCGCCCUUCCUUCGCCCGCUAACACCACUCAUCUAGAACUCGGUGGUAAUGACUGGGAGGUCUAUUCCUGCCGGGAGGAACCUCAGUUGGGUAAGGUGUACAUAUCUGUACAGUUUUGGUCAUCUGCGGUAAGUUCUAUGGUAUUUAUUGGCAUGUCCAAUUUGCUUGCACUUUUCCACAUCAGACCUUCCACUUAAGGGCACCAAUUCAAUACAAAAGAGAAAAGAAGAACCUCUCAGUGCUUUUCCAACGAAUGUAAAGUGGGUUUAAAAGAUCCCUGCGUAGAUCGUUUUGGAUGGCUGACGUUCUUGACAAGCCAGGGCAAGUGUUUUGAAUCUUAGCAAAUGAACAUGACAUUGUACACUGUGAUUAUUUUUCAGCUAUGGUAGGUCAUAUUUUGUUUUAUACCAGAGCUGUACUCUUAAUUUUAAGGAAUUUCAAUGAACCAAAAGAUAACUGUCAAUUUAUUUGGACGGAUGGAUGGAAGGAUGGAAGGAGGGAGGGAAGGAUGUCUGGGAUGUGAAGAGGCAAGGCAGAAAUGGAUGAUGAACAUCAAAAACUGUCAGAGGACAGGUCUGUGCCAGGUACCAGGAAGGACAAGAUAAGUCCAAGCCCCGGCUGGCCUGCUCUCACGUGUCUGUGUAAGAUCAUGCAAGAGAAAUCACAGUGCCUUCUACAGAAUUUUCGUCUUUGCCUAUGUGAAGCGAGGUGACGUGAUACGUCACUGGCGCCGUCUUAUAAUUUAGAUGUAAAAAUCUUUAGAAACAAAUAAAACUCUCUAUAUAUGUGUAUGUCUGUGUACAAAAAAAAUGACAGAGCUGAUGGCCAGUGUAUACAGAGCGUGGCCCGCGGUGUACAAUACCCAUAUAAGGUACAUUGUGCAGGAGGGGAAUUGCUGGCUGCUUUUACUUCCUGACCAAGACUGAAAAAUUAUUUACUGAAAUCUGUAAACCUUUUUAUGAAACUUUUAAGCACCAGGCUGUUUACUUACACUAUUUAGGUCUGCCAGAAAAUUCUAUCUGUGAUAGAUCUGUAAAGAGGGUCAGGGGUUAGAGUUUACUAUUUUUGAAGUUUACAUUGCUACAUAUGAAAUGGAAACAUCAUUUUGAAACGUUGUCAUAACCCAAUGGUGCAUUCUGUAACCAUGGAGUCUUUUGUUUCCUGGGGGAAAGGGGCAUUCAUGACCUGAACUUUUUAGCAAAUUAUUAUUCUCAGUUUCCAUUACCUGUUUGGCCAAACAGAUUAAUAAAAUAUUUGAAAAAGAAGCGUUCA